AUGGGCUGCCUCUUCUACUUCAGCUCUACUAUAUUAAUGAAUUUAUGGGGCGAAUCCCCCUUCUUCUUCGACAGAUUGGCACUAAAGACCGAUCUACCUCUUCUCAACUGGUACCAAAAAGGAAUUCUCACUACUUCUUUGGCUAUAAGCCCAUUCCUGCUAAGGACUACCUUUGCUACCUGUCUUCAUACACAAGAUCUUAGAAAGAAAAACUGGUUAUUUAGCUCGACUUUCCCACUGAUCAGCUCUGAAAAUGCCUCUUUUCCCUUUAGUCUGGCCACACGUCUGUACUAUAUAAGAUAA
Salvia miltiorrhiza (redroot sage) is the source of this 303-nucleotide messenger RNA. The record is from the annotation of a RefSeq genome assembly. Lineage: Eukaryota; Viridiplantae; Streptophyta; Magnoliopsida; Lamiales; Lamiaceae.